Habropoda laboriosa is the source of this 1251-nucleotide messenger RNA. RefSeq names its product pickpocket protein 28-like. Gene Ontology annotation, cellular component: membrane. Gene Ontology annotation, molecular function: ligand-gated sodium channel activity. The record is from RefSeq and is a predicted model, not a curated record. Bases 1 to 1251 code for a protein of 416 amino acids. NCBI's taxonomy places the organism in Eukaryota, Metazoa, Arthropoda, Insecta, Hymenoptera, Apidae. Gene Ontology annotation, biological process: sodium ion transmembrane transport. The transcript is spliced from 8 exons.
AUGAGCGCGAAGGAAAUCGUCAAUGAGCUAACCAACCUAGGUGACUUGUACGAUACAUCCUUCAUGCGAGAGAGCAGUUACGACAAUCUUAGGGAACUGUUGUCGAAGUUUUACAACAAUAGCUACGACAUCACCGAUCUAAUGGAAUCUCUGACACCGCGAUGCUCGGACAUUCUUCUGGAAUGUUCCUUUCUCAACAAGAAAAGAAAGUGCACGGACAUAUUCUCCCUUGGUAAAACGCACAACGGUUUCUGUUGCACGUUCAAUUAUGUCAUCGAGCCAGACGAUAUGCCUAAGUUCACCGAGGUACCUGAGCCUGUAAUUUACCUGGUAGGAACCGCAAGUUUUUAUUACGGUUUGUCUGUGAUGAUGGUACCGCAGUUGGACGAUUACGCCUACACCUUACUUCCUACCACCGGAUGGAAGGUGAUGAUAUUCGACCCUUACGGUUACCCGGACUUGAGCAGCGGCAGUGUUUCGGAGGUGUUGGUCCCUCCGUUAACUGAAGAAUUCGUGCAACUGCAGGUGGUAGGGAGCCACGGCACCGACACCAUUCGCAUGCACUCGGUAGAGAAACGGGGUUGCAUUUUUCCGGACGAGUACGAGUCGAAUUACACCAGCUACAGUACCAACGCAUGCAUAGUCGCGUGCAGAGUGGAGCACAUAUGGGCGAAAUGCAAGUGCAGGCCGUUCUUCUACCCGCGUCAGGAAUCCAGGAGGACUUGUACCAUAGAAGAUAUACAUUGUUUGACGAAAUAUUACGAAAAACAGUACAAUAUUGUACCCUAUGCGCGCAUAAAUUUGGACAGCGAUUUUGAGAAUGAGAACGUUAUCCGUUGCAACAAUUGUUAUCCCGAAUGCAUCGAUAUGAGCUACUUAAUUCAGAUUUCAGAAACUGAUAUAAAGUCUAGCUACUUCAACGUAACCUUAUACCCGAAUACGAAUGUGAAGGAUCAGAGCAUACUUCAUAUAUACUUCUCAGAUCCCGAAACAGGGUUUUUGAGGAAAGACGUGCAUUAUCGAUGGUACGAGUAUUUAAGUUUUAUCGGAGGCACGUAUGGAUUAUUCGUCGGUUUCAGCAUUGUCAGCGUCGUAGAAAUUAUUUAUUUCAUCACGUCGUAUUUGUUAGAAACUUUCCUACCUCCCGCAGCGAAAAAACCUUCGCGCAAAAACACAACACGAUCUAUCUACUGGAACGAGUUCCUGUCACACUCAAGGGUGAACGUAGAAAGACCUGCUAUUCGAUAUUAA